AAGCAGCAGAAACUCACCCACCUCCACUUCUACUUCCAGGACAUACUCUCCAGGAAAAACCCCACCGCCGUCCGGAUCGCACAAGCACGAAUCACCAAUACCUCCUCCACCUCCUUCGGCGCCCUGGCUAUGGUUGACGACCCUUUGACCUUUUCGCCCGACAUCAACUCCACCCUGGUAGGAAGAGCUCAAGGGCUUUAUGCGUUUUCAUCCCAGGAGGAAUCAUCGUUAAUGAUGGCGAUGACCUUUUCGUUCUUGGAGGGGAAAUAUAAUGGGAGUGCGCUCAGCCUGUUGGGGCGGAACCCGCCGUUUAACACCGUGAGGGAGAUGCCGAUUGUCGGCGGCAGCGGGCUUUUCCGGUUUGCUCGAGGGUAUGCUCAGGCGAGGACUAAUACCUUUAAUCUCACUACCGGGGAUACUUGCGUUGAAUAUAAUGUUUAUGUUCUCCAUUACUGAUUAAUUUAUUUGAUCGUCAGAUUGUUGCUUUGGUCCGGUCAGUUCUGUGUUUUUAUGCCUUAUUUACCUUUUUCUUUUUCUUUUUUUCUUUGAUGGAGCCUGAUUCACUUUGUUUAAUAUAUAUUAAGAUUGUCC
Molecule: messenger RNA, 591 nt
Organism: Rubroshorea leprosula
Lineage: Eukaryota; Viridiplantae; Streptophyta; Magnoliopsida; Malvales; Dipterocarpaceae
Source: the annotation of a GenBank genome assembly